Molecule: messenger RNA, 1502 nt
Organism: Nerophis lumbriciformis (worm pipefish)
Lineage: Eukaryota; Metazoa; Chordata; Actinopteri; Syngnathiformes; Syngnathidae
Biological process (GO): regulation of transcription by RNA polymerase II
Molecular function (GO): RNA polymerase II cis-regulatory region sequence-specific DNA binding; DNA-binding transcription factor activity, RNA polymerase II-specific
Source: RefSeq, a predicted model, not a curated record
CUAUCAUCGAAGAAGACAAAAGCGAAAGUUAGCUCGACGAGCUGAGACAAAGCUCCUGCUUGACAGAGAAUAAAAACACCCACGCGAUGUUGCAAGUGUUGAUAAAGGAGAGACUCAUGGCGGCAGCUGAUGAAAUAUUCGCGCUUUUUGAAAGGACGAUAGCGUCGUACGAGGAGGAACUUUCUCGAACAAGAGAGACUAAGGAAGCUGUUAGCGAGGCCCCAAUCGUGUUACGCGUUGAAGACGUCCAGCAGCGGAUGGGUCGUCAAGGAGAGCGUCGGCCGCGGUGGGGGAGCUCCACUUCAAGGCAGGAGUAUCCACAGCCCCCUCAAGUUAAAGAGGAAGACGGGGAACUUUGGAUCACGCCGAAGGAAGAGUGUCUGCGAGGGCAGGGGGAGGCCAAUCUUACCAAGUUGCCACUGACUGUUGUCUCUGUGAAGACUGAAGAGCAUGAAGACGAACCACCUGAGUCCUCACAGCUUCACCACAGAACAAACGUCCAGCAGCUGAUUGGUCGACAAGAAGAACGUCUUUCUUAUCCGCAUGCGGGGAGCUCCACUUUAGAGCGGGAAGAUCCACAGACCUUCCGCUUUAAAGAGGAAGAGGAGGAACUCUGGAUUAGUCAGGAGGAAGAGUGUCUUCUAUGGCAGGAGGAGGCCGAUCUCACCAAGUUGCCACUGACCGUUGUCUCUGUGAAGACUGAAGACCAUGAGGACAAACCACCUGAGUCCUCACAGCUUCAUUAUAGUCUAAGUGAGAAGAACAAGGGGGCGGAGCCUCAAAGCUGCAGCAGAUUAACACGAAACCCGAGGACAGAAGCUGAUGAAGACCGCUGUGGCGGAUCACAAGCUGACAACCUCUUAGCUCCACUAUCAGGCAGUGACGACACAUCACACUAUCCAGAGGAUGGAGAUACUCAAGAACCCUUGAGCAGCGAUACAGACUGUGAAGAUGAUAUUAAGACGGAUAAAAACUCUGAAUGUUCUAAACAAAACAUGUGUAAAAAAUGUUUAACCUGCUCAGUUUGUGAUAAACCCUUUUCUUAUAAGAGUGACCUGGCUCAACACAUGCGGACGCACACUGGAGAAAAACCUUUUAGUUGCUCUAUUUGCCAUAAGCUGUUCUCUGUCAAAAGCAAUAUGCGUUCGCACAUGAAGAGACACACGGGACAAAGACUUUUCAGUUGCUCGGACUGCGGCAAAACGUUCUUUCAAAAGGUACACAUGCUGUCCCACAUGAGAACGCACACGGGAGAAAAACCUUUCAGUUGCUUGGUUUGCGGCAGAACAUUCUCCGAGAAGAAUUCCGUCAGGUUGCACGUCAGGACGCACACGGGAGAAAAACCUUUCACUUGCUCGGUUUGCGAUAAAAGAUUUUCCCGAAAGACGCUGUUGGUGUCGCACACGAGAACGCACACGGGAGAAAAACCGUACCACUGCUCAAUUUGCGGAGAUGGGUUUUCUCGGAAGUCGUCUUUGAACAAACACGUGCAGACCCACUGA